AGGGCGGCGGAAGGGGCGGGGCUAAGCGUGAGGCGCGGUGACGUAGUGACGUAGUGACGCACCGUGCGUGCCGUGCGCGUUGACGUUGCGCGGCGGCGACGGCGCUUGUGAGUGCGGCUCCGGUGUUGGCGGUCUCUCCGUUCCUGUGUCUACACCCCGUUACCGAUCCCCCCAUAGGCUUCAACCCCUCGGGGUCUCCAUCCCACCCCAUGCCCACCCCGGCCCCGGUGGCCGCCUCCAUCAUCUCCCGGCCCCAUCUCGGCCCCGUUACAGCCGCCAUGUGAGGGGGGGGGGGGUCACGGCCCGGGCCCGAGUCUUCCCCCCCUUUACCCCCCCCUUCCCCCCCCCCCCCCUCAAUCUCGUCAUGAUGUUCCGGGAUCAAGUCGGGAUCGUCGCCGGGUGGUUUAAAGGCUGGAACGAAUGCGAGCAGACGGUGGCGUUACUGUCGUUAUUAAAGAGGGUGACCCGGACCCAGGCCCGGUUCUUACAGCUCUGCCUCGAACAUUCGUUGGCCGAUUGCGCCGACAUCCACCUGCUGGAGGCCGAGGCCAAUAGCGCCGCUGCCAUCAGCCAGUGGCCCCAGGAGCCAGCAGAGGCCGCGGUGGCUUUGCUGUUAGCCCACCUCCCCCUAUUACAGCCAGGCAACGCGGCCGCCAAGGCUGAGUACAUGAAAAGGCUCCAGAAGGUGCUGGCUUACGCCAUCGAGAGCAACCGCUGCGUGGAGGAGAGCAGGCAGCUCCUUUCCUAUGCCCUCAUCCACCCCGCCACCACGUUGGAUGACCGCAGUGCGUUGGCCCUAUGGCUGGGGCACUUAGAGGAGCGUUUAGCUGGAACCCCACAACCGCCGCGUCCCCCUCCUCGUCCUGAUGCCGCGCCCCCCCCACCCCGCCGUGCCCCCCACGAUUGGCCUGAGCACGGACCCCCCGAGAUGGGACCCCCGUGGCCUGAAGCUGCUCCACGGGAGAAUGGUCACCCUCCUUUUCACCCCCCCAACAGUGGCAAUGGACUGGGGGGCACAGCGUUGCCCUGCCAGCUGCACCCCAGCCCACUGAAGCGUUCCCUGUCGUUGGUGCCUGGCACCCCCAGGGGGGCAGCGGUGAAUGGCCGGGGGGGGCGGCGAGGAACCGGGACCCCUCGCACCCCAUUCGGAGACCACGCUCCCCUCUCACCCCAGAGCAGCGUGGCCUCAUCGGGCAGCGAACAGACAGAGGAGCGUGGUGGCCGGAACACCUUCCAGGAGGAUGGAAGUGGCAUGAAAGAUGUCCCCUCUUGGUUGAAGAGCCUGAGGCUCCACAAAUACGCAGCCCUGUUCUCCCAGAUGACUACGAGGAGAUGAUUGACGCUGACAGAGCAUCACCUGGAGUCACAGAACGUCACCAAGGGGGCAAGGCACAAGAUUGCUCUCAGCAUCCAGAAGCUGAGGGAGAGGCAGAGCGUCCUCAAAGCACUGGGAGAAGGUGAGAAGGACAUCUUGGAAGGUGGGAACCUAUGGACAGCACUGCAGGAGCUGCAGCAGAUCAUGGUGACCCCCAUCAAAGCCUUCAGGCCCCCACCUGCCCCCCCCGCUAACGGAGCACACGAUGGGGCUCCCCCUGGGGGGGCUGCGGACUGCCUUUGCCGCCCCCCACCACUGCAGACACUGGCUCCUGCGGCCCCUGUUCCUGAUGGGGACAUCCCAGGGCAGUUCACUCGUGUUAUGGGCAAAGUUGUAUAUUAAGGACUUUAUGGCCGCCCACAGGCGUUCACAGAGACGCAGAAGAAGCGGCUCCUGUCCUGGAAGCAGCAGGUCCUGAAGCUGCUCCGCGCCUUCCCCAAGAAGGUGCCACUGGAUGGACAGGGCUACCGGCCCCCUAAAGGCUGGGGCUUUGGCUCCAAUUCACUCCCCAUAGCUGGCUCUGUGGGAGGGGCGGGGGGGCGAAGGGGGCAGCGCCCCUUUGCGUUGCCCCCCCGUGCGCUGCCCCCAGCCCGGAUGGGGUUGUUGGGUCCGGCUGGGGGGGGUCCUGCCCCACGACCCCCACUCGGUGCCACCCCCCUUGGGGCACAAGGACGCCAGAGCCUGUGGUUCAGCAGUGGGGGGGCCGGGGGGGCCCCGGGGAGCCGCAGCGUGGUGCAGCGCACCCACUCGCUGCCCGUCCACACCUCCCCACAGACACUGCUGGCCUUCCCACAGGAGUGUCCUGUCCCUGGCACGGACCUAGAGAUCAACCCUACAUUGGAGUCGCUGUGCCUGAGCAUGACGGAGCAUGCGCUGGGGGGUGGAAGGGGGGGGGGGGCAUAA
Coturnix japonica (Japanese quail) is the source of this 2278-nucleotide messenger RNA. The record is from RefSeq and is a predicted model, not a curated record. NCBI's taxonomy places the organism in Eukaryota, Metazoa, Chordata, Aves, Galliformes, Phasianidae.